This is a messenger RNA of Anguilla anguilla (European eel), 2096 nucleotides long. It is a transcript of the gene atic, whose product is annotated as 5-aminoimidazole-4-carboxamide ribonucleotide formyltransferase/IMP cyclohydrolase. Gene Ontology annotation, cellular component: cytosol. Lineage: Eukaryota; Metazoa; Chordata; Actinopteri; Anguilliformes; Anguillidae. Gene Ontology annotation, molecular function: IMP cyclohydrolase activity; phosphoribosylaminoimidazolecarboxamide formyltransferase activity. Gene Ontology annotation, biological process: 'de novo' IMP biosynthetic process. The record is from RefSeq and is a predicted model, not a curated record. The transcript has 15 exons. Bases 109 to 1884 code for a protein of 591 amino acids.
ACUUCCCGGCAUGCACUUUGUAAUAUAAAAAAAUCGCACCCACGUGUUUUCACUCCGCCGUACUUCUUUUUUUUUUGGACAACAUCAAGAGACCUGGACGCUUGCAGGAUGGCCUGUGCUGAAAUUGCACUACUGAGUGUGUCCGAUAAAACCGGACUGCUGGAUUUUGCUAAGCGUUUGGUGUCCGUGGGACUGUCCCUCGUUGCGUCGGGGGGCACCGCCAAAGCUCUUCGUGAUGCAGGACUCUCCGUUAGGGAUGUGUCGGAAUUGACCGGUUUUCCCGAGAUGUUGGGGGGUAGAGUUAAGACUUUGCACCCUGCGGUCCACGGGGGGAUUUUGGCCCGGCACACCCCCUCCGAUAAAGCUGACAUGGAGAACCUCGGCUUCAGUCUGGUCAGGGUGGUUGUGUGUAACCUGUACCCCUUUGUGAAGACCAUCUCUUCCCCGAAUGUGACUGUGGCAGAUGCCGUGGAACAGAUUGACAUUGGUGGCGUGACGCUCCUUCGCGCGGCUGCCAAGAACCACGCUCGAGUGACCAUCGUGUGCGACCCUGGAGACUAUGACCUCGUUGCUACGGAGAUGGAGGCAUGCGACAGCAAGGACACCACACUGGAUACCCGCAAAACCCUGGCGCUGAAGGCCUUCACUCACACCGCCCAGUAUGACGAGGCCAUCUCAGACUACUUCCGCAGGGAGUACAGCGGGGGGGUGUCCCAGCUGCCCCUGCGGUACGGCAUGAACCCCCACCAGGCCCCCGCCCAAAUCUACACCCUGCGCCCCGCCCUUCCCAUCAAAGUGGUGAACGGGUCGCCGGGGUUCAUAAACCUGUGCGACGCCCUGAACGGCUGGCAGCUGGUGAGGGAGCUGAAGCGCGCCCUGGGCAUGCCCGCCGCCACCUCCUUCAAGCACGUGAGCCCGGCAGGUGCCGCUGUUGCUGUUCCGCUGAGUGAGGAGGAGGCUAAAGUCUGCAUGGUGAACGACCUUCUCCAGGACCUCACCCCACUGGCCACCGCUUACGCCAGAGCAAGAGGCGCUGACAGGAUGUCCUCAUUUGGCGACUUCAUCGCCCUGUCUGACGUCUGCGACGUUCCCACCGCCAAGAUCAUCUCCAGAGAGGUCUCCGAUGGGAUCGUCGCCCCGGGUUACGAAGAAGCAGCGCUGAAAAUUCUCUCCAAGAAGAAGAACGGCAACUACUGUGUCCUUCAGAUGGACCCCGAGUACGAGCCUGACGACGCUGAGGUGCGCGUGCUGUUCGGACUGCACCUCAAGCAGAGGAGGAACGGGGCCAUCGUGGACAAGGCCCUCUUCAGCAACGUGGUCACCAAGGGCAAGCUGUCUGAGAAUGCGGUGCGUGACCUCACCGUGGCGACUAUUGCCCUCAAGUACACCCAGUCCAACUCCGUGUGCUACGCCAAGGAUGGUCAGGUCAUUGGCAUCGGGGCGGGACAGCAGUCGCGGAUCCACUGCACCCGAUUGGCUGGAGACAAAGCGGACAACUGGUGGCUCAGGCACCACCCCAGGGUGCUGUCCAUGAAGUUCAGGAGCGGCGUGAAGCGGGCGGAGAUGGCCAACGGCAUCGACCAGUACGUGAGCGGGACGAUCGGAGAGGGCCCGGACCUGGCCGUGUGGAAGGGCCUGUUUGAGGAGGUCCCGGAGCCGCUCUCGGAGACGGAGCGCAGGAACUGGAUCAGCUCCCUGCAGGCCGUGGCCCUCGGCUCCGACGCCUUCUUCCCCUUCAGAGACAACGUGGACCGAGCCAAACGGAGCGGGGUGGAGUACAUCGCCACGCCCGCGGGGUCCACUGCCGACCAGGUGGUCAUCGACGCCUGCAACGAGCUGGGCAUCAGCCUGGCGCACACCAGCCUGCGCCUCUUCCACCACUGAGGAGGUCCGUUCCCUACGGCACGGCGCCAACCCUAAAUCUCCUGUUGCCGUUGGCGACGCCCACGCUCAUUCCGCGCUUGAGCACUUCCACACGCGUGCGCUCCUCUGCGUCGUUCGCCGUGCGCUCCGAGCAUUCCUUCCCUACUGGAAACCGCUACUGUUUUUCUAAGGUUCCUCCAUGAGAUGAGGAAAAUAAAUGGGUUUGGAUAUAA